Knipowitschia caucasica is the source of this 495-nucleotide messenger RNA. The record is from the annotation of a GenBank genome assembly. Lineage: Eukaryota; Metazoa; Chordata; Actinopteri; Gobiiformes; Gobiidae.
AUGUUUGUUAGUUCUUACUCUCUGGCCAACGCGUUCCAAUGGAUACAAUAUGGCAUCAUCAGCAACAUCUUCAGCUACUUCUACAACGUGGACACAUUUUUCAUCGACUGUCUGUCUAUGCUUUAUAUGCUGAUGUACAUCCCCUUUAUCUUCCCAGUGACUUGGAUUUUGGAUAACAAAGGUUUGCGUUAUUGCGCGCUUUUGGCCAAUGGUUUAAAUUGCGCCGGGACUUGGAUCAAAGUGUGCAGCGCGAGAGAAGACCUGUUCUGGGUCACGGUGCUGGGACAGACCGUAUCCUCGCUGUCCCAGGUCUUCAUAUUGGGAAUACCCUCAAAACUGGCGUCUGAGUGGUUCGGCGCGGAUGAGGUGUCGUCCUCCUGUGCCAUCGGUGUCUUUGGGAAUCAGGUAGGAAGUGACGUCACGCUGUGCGCGUCACGUCCAACAGUGACGUCGAGAGAGUUCUGCUCGUUCUUGAGUGAGAGUGAAUCAGAUUGA